AUGAAUACUUUUUUCGAGCUGGAGCCUGAUUAUGUGGAGUUUUACAAGCAAGCUCUUGGAUUUAGGACGUGGGUCGUUGGGCCUGUCUCUUUCUGGGUUAAUAAGAGUGUUUCUGAGGAAAUUGGUGUUGAGAAUUAUGAGAAUGAGGAGAAUACUGUUGAAUUGAUGGAAUGGCUCAACUCCAAAGAAUUGAACUCUGUUUUGUAUGUUUGUUUUGGUAGCUCCACCAAGUUUUGGUCUGCUCAGUUGGCUGAAAUUGCUGGUGGGCUUGAAGAUUCUGGUCACCAAUUCGUUUGGGUCGUGGGAAAAGUGAUCGACAGUGGAGGAGAUCAUGGCCAGCCAUUUGAUGGCAUAGAGGAGUUUGAGGAGAGGAUGAAGCAGAGCAAGAGAGGGUUGAUAGUAAGAACAUGGGCUCCGCAGCAGCAGAUUCUAAACCAUCCGGCCGUGGGAGGGUUCAUCACUCACUGUGGCUGGAACUCAAUUUUGGAAGGCGUUUGCGGCGGCCGGCCGAUGGUGGCGUGGCCGUCGUCGGCGGAGCAAUUCUUCAACGAGAAGCUAAUAACUGAGGUGUUGAAGAUCGGAGUUUCAGUUGGAGCCAAAAAAGCUCGGGGCUUGAUGAACUUAGAGGCAGUGGCGAUUGUGGGGAGGGAUGAGAUUGCAAAAGCGGUGUCGUUUUUGAUGGGAGAUGAAGAAGAGGCUGUAGGAAUGAGGAAUCGAGUUCGAGAGAUGGCAGUUGCAGCUGAGAGAGCAACCAACAGUGGCGGAUCUUCUCACACUAGCUUGCUCUCAUUGAUUCAUGAACUCAAGAUGAUGAAGCUAAAACGCCAAGCCAAUGAGCUCCAUGCCUAGCUUAAUUAGCUUGGGAGUUUUGUUGAAAAAGGUUGUGUUUGGUACUUUUCAUGGAAAUUAUUUUUAUUAAGCUAUUUGUUAACAUUUUUUUUUUUUUUGAGAUGCUAUUUGUUCAUAUUAAAUUGCUUGGUUUCUUCUUAUACUUCAA
This is a messenger RNA of Momordica charantia (bitter melon), 997 nucleotides long. RefSeq names its product soyasapogenol B glucuronide galactosyltransferase-like. NCBI's taxonomy places the organism in Eukaryota, Viridiplantae, Streptophyta, Magnoliopsida, Cucurbitales, Cucurbitaceae. Gene Ontology annotation, molecular function: UDP-glucosyltransferase activity. The record is from RefSeq and is a predicted model, not a curated record.